This is a messenger RNA of Fusarium oxysporum Fo47, 1199 nucleotides long. RefSeq lists its product as uncharacterized. The transcript has 2 exons. NCBI's taxonomy places the organism in Eukaryota, Fungi, Ascomycota, Sordariomycetes, Hypocreales, Nectriaceae. The record is from RefSeq and is a predicted model, not a curated record. Bases 423 to 851 code for a protein of 142 amino acids.
CUGAGAGAAACCGUUGGAGUCUAGGGCUUAUCUUACUCAUUCAAGCUCAAGCGUUUUGAGCCAAAGUAUUACCAAUGCUACUCGGGUCGAUCAAUGGCUGAAACGCCCUAAACUUCAGCCCUUUCAGGCGGUAACGUUUCUGAUGAGAGAUACAAGAAAGCCACAAGGGGGCCCUGACAUACUAGGGACGGUUAGAGAGAAAUGGAGUUUUUGCUUUGCUCUACGUAAAGAGGCAAUUGGACAGACGACUCUCGAAGCAGCGGGGAAGCUGCUUUUUCUGACGUUGAUGCUACGUUUUUGCUUUCUUCUCCUCUUUUUCUGUUUAUUCUUCCCUUUACUAUCUUCUUUAACCUUCUUCUCUUCUUUCUCCAAACUUCAAGCUGACCUUUUCUUCAUCAAUACCAAAUACUCACACACCCAUCAUGACUUCCAACUCCAUCUCUCAACUCCCCACCCCAGAGCAACGGGAAGACAUCACCGCUAGCUUGGCAGACCUCAUCACAGCCAUUGAGUCUCAUUCUCAAUGGACUCCCCCCAAUGUUGACCGUGGCCUCUUCCACGUCUGGGACUUUGUCAAGAGAUCUCAUUAUAUCAUGACCGAGCUGGACAACAUUGCAGCUGGUCGAAAAGUUCAGCAUCCUGAACAGAUUCCCAAGAACGACGGUGUCGCUUCUGGCCCUGAAGCUGCCCUCGCUUCCUACACCGACGUUUGCACACGUACCAUCACAAUCAACGAGAUGAUUCAAAACCCUCGUAUGCUCGUCAUGCUCGGCCUCUCCAACGUCGACUUUGGUUCCGCUAUUCAAGAAAAAUCAGAAGCCGUUAAAGAGGCGAUCAAGAGCGCAAACUAGAUCUGCUCUGGACCUGAUACACGAAUGACGUUGUAGAGCUUGCGUCACGCGAUGAUCGUCGGCCGUUACAGGGUUUAUGAAUGAUGGAGUAAAGGGCGAACAUAUUUUGGUUUGACAUUGGGAAACAAUUCAAGACUCGAAAAAGAAGAAAAGAGAAUAAGAGCAUGCAAAAGUUCCAUGCGGUAUCCAGUUCUUUGCUGGACCAGCAGAGGUUCAACUCACUAGUACGAGAUGGCUAGUUCAGCAGAUUGGAGCUACAGCUAAGGUAUCUGAACGAUAAACAGAAACAACACACCGUGACAGAUUCGUGAGUUUCCCUUGGAAAUUGAAACGUAGAAUGAAAUGACA